Molecule: messenger RNA, 1450 nt
Organism: Parastagonospora nodorum SN15
Lineage: Eukaryota; Fungi; Ascomycota; Dothideomycetes; Pleosporales; Phaeosphaeriaceae
Exons: 2
Coding region: 95-1450 (451 amino acids)
Biological process (GO): proteolysis
Molecular function (GO): metalloaminopeptidase activity
Source: RefSeq, a predicted model, not a curated record
CCGCACCUCCAACUACAAAAGCUCAAAUCAGGUUCAUUGUGUUAACUUCCUUGCUCACAACACGAACUUUUAUGAUUGCUGAUCCAACCGGAAUAUGGGUUCCAAGACUCCAGAAGGUCAUGGGCAGGGCCCAGAUGGAUCUUCCUCUAACACUGCGAUCAACUGCUCAAACCCGCCUAAGUCAGCCGCAGCUAGUGGGCUCGUUCAUGUUGCGCUCGAAGGGCAGGGCGAGGAUAGUGAUGACGACGAUGAACAAAUUCGACUUCACUUGAAUGGCAGUGGUGCGAACGGUACCAAGAAAAAGCGAAAGCGUACCAAGAAGAAGAGCAAAAAAGCUUCCGAAACGAAGCAGUCUAUUCCUCCUAGAAUCGCCCUCGACGACAUCUUCAACGGUCGACCGUACCCCGAGGGUGAGAUCACUGAGUACACCACUAAGGACGACAAUCUCCAGCGCACCACAGCAGAGGAGAUCCGCCACCUAUCCGCAGUCGCUAACAUGGACGACGACUUCCUCCACGACUACCGCAAAGCCGCCGAAGUCCACCGCCAGGUCCGCCAACACAUCCAAAUCAUCGCCAAACCCGGCAUAUCCCUUUCCACCCUCGCCCUCGAAAUCGACAACGCAGUGCGCUCCCUAACCGGCCACCCCGGCCUCGAGAAAGGCGACGCUCUCAAAGCCGGGAUCGCGUUUCCCACAGGCCUAUGUCUGAAUAACAUCGGUGCGCACUGGACGCCCAACGCGGGCGGCAAGGAAGUAUACUUCCAGGAGAAUGAUGUGCUCAAGAUAGACUUCGGCGUACACGUCUCCGGCCGCAUCGUCGACAGCGCAUUUACCAUCGCCCCCAACCCUAUCUACGACCCGCUCCUCGCCGCUGUGCGCGCAGCUACUAACACGGGGCUGCGCCUCGCGGGCCCCGACGCGCGCAUUUCGCACAUCAGCGCGGAAAUGGAGGAGGUCAUGGAGUCAUAUGAAGUCGAUAUACAUGGCAAGACUGUCCCGGUCAAAGCAGUGCGCAACAUCACGGGACAUAAUAUCCUGCGCUACAAGAUCCACGGAGAUAAACACGUGCCGUUUAUCGCGAGUAAGACGUCCCAGCGUAUGGAGGAAGGCGACAUCUUCGCUAUCGAGACGUUUGGAUCGACGGGGAAGGCUGUAUUGAGGGAUGGUAGUGGAGUUUAUGGAUAUGGAAGGAAGGAAGGGGGAAGUGUCGCGGGGGUACACCAUGCGUCAGCGAAAUCCCUGCUGCGAACCAUUGAUGAGAACUUCGGGACGUUGGUGUUUGCGAGACGCCAGCUUGAGAGACUGCCGGGUGUGGAGAAGUGGCAUUUGGGCAUGAAGACGCUGGUGCAGGCCGGGGUGGUGGAGUCUUAUGCGCCGCUGGUGGAUGUGGAAGGGAGUUAUGUUGCGCAGUUUGAACAUGUGAGUUUUGAGAUAGGGAUGAUGAGAUGA